UUAGCAUGUGACACCAUGUCGUUCAAUGAUUUCGGAGCGGCCACAGCCUGGGGUGAACCUGAGCAGCAGCCUGGCGACAUAGUAAGGGAUGCGAUACGGAAGGAGAAGAUUCUCAAAGAGAUUACAGCCGCACAGGGCGAUUUGCAAGCACUUGUUGCACGACUACACGGCGUCCAGUUGGACGUUGACAAACUCACCUCCGAGAAUUCGACCUUGCAGAUGUAUAUCGACAACCUGACCAUGCAGAUGGCAAAGAGGAAGUAAUACUUCCAAUAGCGUCUGCUGUCAAUGCGAUGUGUAUGUAUAAGUACUGCCAGAAUGACGAUUGGUUAUUUCUGCGAGAUCAUUGGAUGUUGAUUUCGCAGAGUGUGUACUUCUGAGGCCCCUGCUUGGAUUACAAAUGAUCUGUAUUGGCGUUCAGUACGGGUUAGCCAGAUCCUGUAGAACACGUUCAAAUUCGGAACAGGUCGAAUGUCAUGCAUGUCAUGUUUGACAGGGUGUGUUCUCGCACUGCUAUGACCAAAAUGCCGUGACGCAGAGGUCUUCUAUCACGGCUGUACAUAGCCCUCCUGAACGUACAAUCCUACCGUGAUUGAAUCAAUUCAUUCGGCAAACCGAACAGCAGUGCAGAUACGUAUCUUCUCGAAGUCGCCGUACUCCGCGAGCCUUCA
Suillus paluster is the source of this 671-nucleotide messenger RNA. RefSeq lists its product as uncharacterized. The coding region runs from base 16 to 264 and encodes 82 amino acids. The transcript is spliced from 4 exons. The record is from RefSeq and is a predicted model, not a curated record. Lineage: Eukaryota; Fungi; Basidiomycota; Agaricomycetes; Boletales; Suillaceae.